AUCCCUGUCAUAGUCACUCCAGCUGGCAGGAGAGGGAAUAACUAAGCAGGACACACAAGCAUCCGUCCACCAGCUUACAUUAUUAUCCAGCCAUUUGAUCUGGCUUCUUAAAAUUUCCACGUUGACCAACAGCAACUCCCUAUGAUUUCAGUCUUUUGCAAACCUACCUGGGAAAGUGGGAGUUAAACCUAGGACUUUUGCAAACAGAGGGCAGAGGUAUGGCCCUUCCCCUCCAGGGGGAAAACUUUAAGGAGGACCCAUAUCUUCAUUGUAUUCAUACCUACGCACCAAGAAGAAUUGAUACAAGGCAGUUCCUUCUAUCCUUGCUGUAGAUUUGAUCAUUGGAGGCUGAUACCCUGGUGUUGGAUGCACCACCAAGACUCACAGUCGUAAGAACCCUGCUGGAUCAGGCCAACAGGCAAUCCAGCCUCCAGCCUCCAGGUAGUGCCUCAAUCAGAUGCCUCUGAGAGGCCCAGAAGCAAGAUCUAAAGGCAUUAACAUCUCUCUAGACUUGCUCUCCCCCCACCCCCACUCCCUUUCACCUAGGAUUCUGAAGAUAAACCUGGAAGUUCUACUUAGCUGUCCCAGCAGGCAAGAACUAUAAUGAAGCUGGAUUAAUUCAAAGGUCUAGAUUUUUUAUAUUUUUACAGUGGCCAACCAGACGGCUUGGGAAGACCGCUGCAAGCCCACCACAAAAGAGAUUGUCGUCUUCAGCCGUUGUUCCCUCCCAGGAGGAGCAACAUCAAUGUUGACACUUGUUUGGGCAUUGGUGACAAUGUCUCUGCAUCCUGAAGCAAGAGUGGUCAAGGAAUGCACAAGUCCUGAAAGCCAGAAAUGUCCCACCCUAUGUGCUUGUAGCUUUGAUGACUGCAAUGAUGAUCUGAGUGUCUACUGUAGUGUACGGAACCUUACACACUUGCCUGAAGAUGUGCCCAGAAGUACAAGGAUGUUGUGGCUGGAUGGGAACAAUUUCACAACCUUGCCAGCACUUGCUUUCAGGAACCUUUCCAGUCUGGAAUUUCUUAACCUUCAGGGCAGCCAGUUGUCAGGUAUUGAACAACAUGCCUUCCAUGGUUUGGAAGGGCUGUAUUCUUUGCUCCUUGGACGCAAUCGGCUGAAGUCACUGACACCCAAUAUCUUCCUCCACCUUCAGAAUCUGGCUACCUUACGUCUCAACAACAACCAUUUUAGCAAGAUUGAAGAAGGUGUGUUUUCUGGGCUCUCCAAUCUCUGGUACUUGAAUCUAGGGUGGAAUUCCUUGGUGGUCCUACCAGACAAAGUGUUUCAUGACCUACCCAAUUUAAGGGAGAUGGUCCUGGCUGGAAACAAGCUGCACUAUCUCCAACACCAGUUGUUCUAUAGCCUCAGUGAGUUGAGAGAACUUGAUCUGAGUUGGAAUUCCCUCAAGGGCAUCAAAGGUAACAUCUUCACAAAGCUUCAAAAGUUGUUGAAACUUUAUCUGAAUCACAACCAAAUUAAUGCCAUUGCUCCACGGGCCUUUGUGGGCAUGAAAUCUUUGAGAUGGUUGGAUCUCUCCCACAACCGUCUUGCUACACUUUUUGAAGACACAUUCCUGGGUCUUUCAAGCCUGCAUGUCUUGCGUCUCUCCAGCAAUUCCAUCGCUAGUUUGAGCCCAAGGACGUUUAAAGACCUGCAAUUCCUGGAAGAAUUGCAGCUGGGAAACAAUAAGAUUCGCAGCUUACUUGAAAAGAGCUUUGACAAACUGGGUCAAUUGGAAGUUCUUACUCUAAAUGACAACCAGAUUCAGGAGAUCAGGACUGGGGCAUUCCUUGGACUUUCAAACGUGGCAGUGAUGAACCUUUCAGGGAAUUGCCUUAUGACCCUUCUUGAUUUCACUUUCAGGGGUCUUAGCCAGCUCCACAGCCUCCAUCUGGAAAACUGCUGUCUCACAAGGAUCAGGCCACAAAUGUUUUCUGAUCUCUCCAGUCUGCGAAGGCUCUUUUUGCGAUUCAAUGCCAUCUCCGUAAUUGAAGAUCACAGCCUGAAUGAUUUACAUGAGCUCCUUGAUCUGGAUCUCAAGCACAAUCAGCUGAGUAGCCUGUCCCCAAAUCAGUUUGAAGGUCUGAGGAAUCUUGAAUAUCUCCUUCUUUCCUUCAAUCAGCUAGUAGAAAUCUCUCCUGAAGCCUUUGCCCCAUUGUUGCAUCUCUCCUGGCUUGAUCUCUCCAACAAUCUCUUGGAGACACUGGACAGCGGCAUCUUUGCAUCUUUCUCAAAACUGACUUACCUGAACCUCAGGAACAAUUCUCUAAGAACCUUCUCAGUGGAUUGGCUCAGCCCCUCACCUACACUGGUUCAGUUAUGGCUAGAAGGGAACAAAUGGGAGUGUAAUUGCUCUCUCAAGGGACUUCGAGACUUUGCUCUGCAGCAGCCCAGUGUAGUUCUGCGGUACGCACAGUCUAUCACAGAAGGGGAAGCACCUGAAUAUACUUACAACAACAUCACUUGCCUUAGCCCAGCAGAAGUGGUAGGACUUGAUCUACGGGAUAUUCAAGACGACCAUUUCGUUGAUUGUUAGGUAUUUGUCUUCUUGCUUCCUAGGAAACUUUCUCCUUUCUAUGUAGCCAGCACAAACACAAUGUUCUGAAUUCUAUGAUCUGACUAAAUCCAUUCGUCCCUGUAGAAUUCACGUAAUUUCCUUGUUUGUACCCUCAACAGGGAGAGAAUGGGUUUUGAUUUUUUUAAAGUUGUUAUUUUAGAGUGUAUGUAUUUUUCUAAACCUGGGAAGUUGAAGCAGAGGCCCAAAAGGCAAUGGCAAACCUUUUGCAUGGACUGGGCAGGUCUAUGAAGCCAUCAGGGGUCAAGCACCUUGAGGGAGUCCUUAGUCACCACAAGUGGCAACAAUACCUAGAUGUCCUUGGCUAUCUCAAAAACGCUGUCAGGGCGGAUGUUCUUAGUGCUUGCUUGGGAGUCCAGCAGGCAUUUCUAGAGCUGUAGAUCAGACUGGGAAGUUAACAAAAACUCAGGUGACAAACUGUCUCCCUAUUGCUUCCAAGAAAACUGCAUGGCCUUCUUCAUCCAGUCACACAAAGUCAAGUUUGACUUGAUGUAAACAUUACCUUGGCUUGUAGGAAAUUAGUAUCAAGUAAUGUUCUGUAUCAGAGAGUGGCAUAAACUUCUUUAAAUAUAUUUAAGCCUUUCUGACUCAAAUAUUCCAGUAAGUUGGUUAAUACGUCCCUUUUCCUCCUCCCCCUUUUAAGGCAUUUUCUGGAUCUUCUACCAGCUCUGGAGUGGGGUGGGGAAAACUAGUGGGGAGCAUGGAUGCUACCAUGCUGUUUUUUCACAAUGCCAACUAUCACUUGGAAACAGGGUUUUGCAGACUGGAUUCUGCAACAACUUGAUGGGCUCCAUAACUGAGGGCAAAAUAAAAAAAAAAUAUCAAGUGAUUUUGAUAUAUAAAUUUGCCUAAGUAAAUUACAAGCAGCACAACUUUCAUUUUAUUGCCAGUUUUCUAUCACUAGAGCUUCGUCUCUUGAUCAGGGGUUCCGAGAAUUUUACUAACAGGUUCUGCAGCCUAAAGAAGUUUGAAGCCCCCCGCUUUGGAGCAUUGUGGAAAAUUAGACCGAAGCUACCAGGGCCCAUUUGGAGGAUUGCCUGGUGUGCAGAAUAAGGGGAAAAUAUAUGGAGGCUGUUGAUGUAGACAGGUGUCUCAGCAACACCACUUUGCCAAGAAUCCUUCAAAUUCAGCAUUGGGCUUCUGGCAAUUCUCUACUAGGCACAGCAACAUCAUCUUUUGAGUGUUGUCAUGCAGUAGAAACGAAAAUGGAACUAACAGUAAACUAGUUCAUCACCAGGUUCAUGCAACACCCUUAGACAGGAAAGAAAAAAGGAACACCCUAACCAAACUCAGUAUAUUGAGCAAAUGCAGCCAUUACUAUAUGUUUGUUAGCUAACCUAAGUUUAUUAUGCAAACACUGCCGUAAAGUAGUUCACUCUGCAAUUCCAUUUUUGGUUUCGUUGCAUGAUGGGUCACGUAUGGCUCAGCUGAUUGUGCAAACCCAGAAACUCUAUACUAGCUAUUAUCAGUACGUAACGUUAUGCAUCCUUAGUUGAAUGGUAGGACUAGAAGAAGAAAAACAAGAACUACUUGAUCUCCUAGGACAGUGUUUCUCAACCUUGAGAAUUUUAAGAUGUGUGGACUUCAACUCCCAGAAUUCCCCAGCCAGCAGGGAGUUGAAGCCCCCACAACAAAGUUUCCAAGGUUGAGAAACAUCUUAGGAUGUUCUCAUUAGAGCUGUUAGUGCAAAUUUAAGCAGUUGUGAGAUAAAGGAGGUCUGUUGAUUAAGUUAUACAUGAUUUACAAGGAAACAGCAAUCUUCCCAAAGUGCUGUGUGGCUGUACUUGACUGUAGUAGCCCCUAUCAUGCCUAGCCAUGUAGACUGGGAAUAGAAAUUACAGUUUGAAAUAUCGAGAGGGAUAUCUGGUUGGAAAAAGUAAGUAGAGGAUCAUGUACUCACGGAGUUCUGAACUCAAUUGUUCAGGAGUCUUUUUUUCUUGUCUUUCCUGGAACAUCCUAACCUUAAUUUACCGGCAUUUCCAUUUUCUCUAAGUCUCUCUCUUAUCUUGUCCUCACUACUCGUGCAUCAUUCUUCCUUGCCCUUUUGAAGCCUAUGCCUCAGCCCUUUCGUACUGUUUCUAGCAGUUUCUCUCAUCUGGAUGAAAAUUAAAAGGAAGUAAUAGGGAUUCCCCCUUUCGCUGUCCUAGAUGCUAGAAAAUGAAAAAAAGUAUCUCAGGGUCUUGUGAAAAUUAAAGGAUAUACGUCAUGGGGCGAGUACAGCAGGAUGCCUUCCUGGACAUUUCUGUCCCUGCUUUGUGAGAGACAGACAACAGCGCAAUGUAAAUAUACAGAAUGUGGAGGUGAGAUGCUUAAAAUAGAGAGGAAAGGUCAAUGACCCUUAGAGGAAUCCACAAACUGCAUUUCUUGAUAAUCCCUAUACAAUCAUGUCAGGCUGUUGUAGUUUUCCAAAUCAUUACCUGAGGGGAGGUCCUCAGUAAUGCAAUCUAUA
Messenger RNA from Candoia aspera, 5024 nucleotides. RefSeq names its product insulin like growth factor binding protein acid labile subunit (gene IGFALS). Bases 746 to 2536 code for a protein of 596 amino acids. The record is from RefSeq and is a predicted model, not a curated record. The transcript has 2 exons. Gene Ontology annotation, cellular component: plasma membrane. Lineage: Eukaryota; Metazoa; Chordata; Lepidosauria; Squamata; Candoiidae. Gene Ontology annotation, molecular function: protein binding.